Messenger RNA from Mesorhabditis belari, 273 nucleotides. The record is from the annotation of a GenBank genome assembly. Lineage: Eukaryota; Metazoa; Nematoda; Chromadorea; Rhabditida; Rhabditidae.
AUGCUUCGAUUCGUCCUCUUUGCCAUUGGAGCUUUCGCCAUGACUGAAGCGGUUUGCACGAAUGCCUAUUCUUCAUGCACGAGUUGGGCGGCGAACGGUUUCUGCACGAACAGCUUCUACACGGCCGCUCAACGAACCUCGUAUUGUGCCUUGUCAUGUGGCGCCUGUACAACCUCGUCGACUUCGUGCUCGGAUUUGAACUCGAACUGUGCUACCUGGGUGGCCAAUGGCUUCUGCACGAACACCGCCUACACGAGUGCCCAAGUGGGCUUU